AUGGCAAAACCACAGACUGCAGAAGAAAUGGCAAGCUGGCUGCUUGACGAUUCCACUCUCGAGUGUCCAGAGAACGGCGACGAAGAUACUUCUCCCAAGAAGCGGCGAGCCAAUACACCAGAGAUCUCGCAUUCUCAGGCGGACGAACCAGCAAUUUCGCCUCUCAAUCUCCCUUCACCUCUCGAAACGCCGCCUAACCCAUCUGGAAAGUUACCCCAGAGGCCACGGGUGGAUAAAUCCUCACCAAGAAGUCCAGGAAAGGUACCGAAACGAGCUGCCACUGCUCGAAUACGCAAAGAUCGAUCCCAAAGACGUACAAGCACAAACUUGAAGCGACAACUGUCUCUUGACCCUUUAAAGUUCCAUCCCACAAAUAGCUACAAGGUCACGACACCCGUGGCGCUUACUGUUGAUGGAAAUGUCAGAAACCGUGUUACAGAAGGCCCAAGCACACCUUCUAUCCGGGAAGGAUGUACUAACGGCGAUGCUAUCAGUGGAAAACUAGUUGCCAUGCUCGCCGCAACUGAUGCUCUUAAGCCAACACCACAGCGGACCAACUCUUCAAAUUCAAGACUUACCCGUAUGGUACCAUCAAAAGUACUUGCUAAAGUCUCAAAUGCUUGGGACAGAUUCCAUCCGAAGGUCACAUCUCAAGAGAAGGAGUGUCAGUACAAAUCUGCCUUCGAUGACGCAGAAGGCACAAGGCUCGACGCGCACGAGUUUGAUCACUCGCCUGCCUCACCUGAUAAUAUGUCUCCAAUUAGUAACAUUGAGAUCCGUCUGAAUGAAGGGGAUAACCUCAACAAGCGAAAAGUGCAGCGAAUUGUAGGAGGUCGAGUGAAUCGAAAACCACUAGCUGAUGAUGGAAAAUCUCUUAGGAGCGGAAAGCCUGUUGAAGAUCCGUUCUCCGAACGUGAUAAAUGGCACACCCCAACAACCUUUGAGCAUAGGCUGAUGGCUGUCCCAGAAAAGGAGGAAGGAGGACUGCUUGCCCUUUCACGUAGCCCAUUCGAGUCUGAGAAGGAAUUCGACAACAACAUUGAAGAUAGGUUCUUGAACAGUACACCUGUCGGUUCCUCGACGCCUCGGAUCAUAGUUGAACGGGCCUCUAUUUCGAGCGACGAGUGCAUCUCGACAACCGAUAGCAUAAGUCCUUCCCGGAGGCGGCUUGCUAACAAAUUGAGCUACCCACCAUUGAAGCUUGACAAUGAGACACCGGCUCUGGACAGCCAUUCUAGAUUUAACGUUGGCAAUCCAAGCAAGGGAGCCGUAGUCGGCUCGGUCAGUCAAUCUCGGCGGGCUUGGGAACAGUCGACGACAAGUUUUACUUCUUUCGGUAUUAAGAGGACCAAGAAGCACCCAUCGCCUAGCAAGGAGACUCUAGAAGACUUGGAAAGGGAAUUACGACAGUACGCUCAUGACCAAGCCUCCGGGGCUAGUGGUAACUGCCCGGGUGAAGUAAAUGCAGGUCACGUUGACAAGAGCCCUUCUUUGAGGCCGUGCGAGAGGAACAGGUCGAGUUUGACCCGUCUAGCUAUCGCCAACAUCGACGAGCUAGCAAAUCCGGCAUAUGAUGGAGGGCAUCACCGGCGAAGUUCUUCAGCAUCGAUGACCAGAUACUCAUCACAAACCAAGGUCAAGCUGCACAGGGAUAUACGCCUGGCUCCGCCUUAUCGCCCAGAAGGAUCUUUUGCCCAUGACGUGGACGAGCUGCAUUGA
This is a messenger RNA of Fusarium poae, 1719 nucleotides long. RefSeq lists its product as uncharacterized. The transcript has a single exon. Bases 1 to 1719 code for a protein of 572 amino acids. Lineage: Eukaryota; Fungi; Ascomycota; Sordariomycetes; Hypocreales; Nectriaceae. The record is from RefSeq and is a predicted model, not a curated record.